Cryptomeria japonica (Japanese cedar) is the source of this 387-nucleotide messenger RNA. RefSeq names its product secreted RxLR effector protein 78-like. The coding region runs from base 1 to 387 and encodes 128 amino acids. The transcript has a single exon. Lineage: Eukaryota; Viridiplantae; Streptophyta; Pinopsida; Cupressales; Cupressaceae. The record is from RefSeq and is a predicted model, not a curated record.
AUGGAAUGGGUGAGGACUUCAAGACAAAAUGCAGCCAUGUUUCUCCUAGAUUUUGAAAAAGCUUAUGACAGGGUAGAAUGGGGCUUUAUUCUGACUAUGUUAGAAGCUUUUGGUUUUCCAGCAGAAUUCUGUAAAUGGAUUAUGGUUUUGCUCAAAGAUGCUUCAGCUCAGGUUGAAGUUAACGGAUCCCUGACUCAAAACAUUUCUCUAGGCAAGUCCAUUAGACAAGGUUGCCCCUUAGCCCCUGCUCUCUUCGUUAUUGCAGCCGAUGCCCUGUUCUACAUUCUUAGAGACUCUACUAUCUCUCCUAAAGUUCAGGGAAUCCUACUUCCAAAUGGGGAAGAAUUGAUCAAUGCACAAUUUUCUGAUGACACAACACUCUUUUGA